Opisthorchis viverrini is the source of this 381-nucleotide messenger RNA. RefSeq lists its product as hypothetical. NCBI's taxonomy places the organism in Eukaryota, Metazoa, Platyhelminthes, Trematoda, Opisthorchiida, Opisthorchiidae. The transcript has a single exon. The record is from RefSeq and is a predicted model, not a curated record. Bases 1 to 381 code for a protein of 126 amino acids.
AUGGUCCAAUCGGCUUUUUCAACUGUAGACAUUCCUGAUGGAAUGGAUGAGGAAAACUGCGCCGAACGUGCCACUCCCUCCACCAUCCGACUAAUUUCCGUUCCGCUCAUAUGUUUGGCUGACCUAUCUAGCGUUUGCCUGAACGUCACAAAUAUUGUGGAUUGCAAUUCCAACAAGGGCGACUUAUUGGCUAAAAAGAUCUCCAGACAACCGGAAUCUGUUCGAAGACACCUUUGGGAGGGUAUUCAGCGGGCGAAGGAAAAACUGGGUGGUUCUCUUCCCCUCUUGGACCCGAUCAAGGACAUGAACAAUAAAGAUAAACGGCUGAAAGAGUGCACAGAAGUAUGUUAUGAUUAUCCGUUUCCUACUCACGUUAAAUAA